UCUACUGUUCGCCUCGAGUCACUGCUAUCGGUUUUAGUGGGUAACGCACAAAACUGCGGACAACGUGGGGAAUUACUGUUUACUUCUGAGCAAGGUUUGAGAAUCGGUCGUCUCAUGGAGCUCAUCUCAUGAAAGUUGACCCGAGGAAGGACGUUUCUACUGCGCGGAACUCUUGAUAAAGCUGUGAAACGCUAAUAGUACUACUGGGUUUGUGUCAAAGGCCCAGGCAGCGGAUCACAGAAGCUCCUCCAGCCCGCUCGACAGGCUUGAGCUCCGGAGCAGCUGAAAGCGGACUCUCGCUCAUCUCGAAACGAGAGCAUGUCUCAAAUCGGAGCGCCUCCUCGAUGGAGGAAUUGUCCCAGAAGAGGACAACCUGUGGCUGGUAAAUUUCUGCCCAUGAAAACCAUGCUUGGACCACGGUAUGAUGAUAAAGUCCCUGAGGAGAACAGGUUUCAUCCCAGCAUGCUGUCCAACUAUCUCAAAAGCUUGAAGGUGAAGAUGGGUUUGCUGGUAGACCUGACGAACACUAGCCGCUUCUAUGAUCGAGCUGAGAUAGAAAAAGAGGGAAUCAAAUAUGUGAAACUUUCCUGUAAAGGUCAUGGUGAAUGUCCCACAGUAGAGACUACAGAGAUGUUCAUCAGACUGUGCGAGCACUUCAUAGAGAAGACACCCACCGAGCUCAUAGGCGUUCACUGCACACAUGGCUUCAACCGCACGGGAUUUUUAAUAUGUGCCUACCUGGUGGAGAAAAUGGACUGGAGUAUCGAGGCAGCUGUGGCAGCGUUCGCUCAGGCUCGGUCCCCAGGCAUCUAUAAAGGAGACUAUCUUAAGGAGCUCUUCCGGCGUUAUGGGGAUGUUGAGGAUGCCCCAGCCGCACCUGCUCUCCCCGAAUGGUGCUUUGAUGAUGAGGAGGAUGAAGAUGUGGAUGAUGACGGGAAUGCCAUCGCUCAGGGCUCCGAGCCCAGCUCCUCUCAGUCCAGUCAGGGCAAAAAGAAGAAAGAAAGACUAAAAGUGGGCGCUGUGUUUCUGGAGGGGGUGUCUGUCAAAGGAGUCACUCAAGUCACGUCACAGCCUAAGCUCGGCACCAUCCAGCGCAAAUGUCAGGAGUUCUCCGAGUGGGACAAAUCCGGGUUUCCUGGGGCUCAGCCCGUAUCGAUGGACCUCAGGAACAUUCGUCUGUUGGAGAAGAACGCUUAUAAAGUCAGCUGGAAAGCAGACGGCACGCGGUACAUGAUGUUGAUAGAUGGAAAAAACGAAGUCUAUAUGGUUGACAGAGACAACUCUGUAUUUCACAUAGCCAACCUGGAGUUUCCUUUCCGGAAGGAUCUUCGCAUCCACCUUUCCAACACGCUUUUGGAUGGGGAGAUGAUUAUUGACAAAGUGAACGGUCAGCCCGUCCCACGCUAUCUCAUCUACGACAUCAUUAAAUUUAACGGUCAGCCUGUGGGUCAGUGUGACUUUAACAGACGUCUGCUGUGCAUUGAGAAGGAGAUCAUCUCCCCACGGUUUGAGAAAAUGAAGCUGGGACAGAUUGAUAAAGCCAAGGAGCCCUUCAGCGUCAGGAAUAAGCCUUUCUUCGACAUCCACGCUACACGCAAGCUCCUGGAGGGCAGUUUCACCUCGCAGGUCAGCCAUGAAGUUGAUGGUCUUAUCUUCCAGCCUAUAGGGAAAUAUAAGCCGGGCAGAUGUGAUGACAUCCUGAAGUGGAAGCCGCCUAGCCACAACUCUGUUGAUUUCAGACUCAAGAUCACCAAAGUCGGCGGGGAGGGACUGAUCCCGCAGACGGUGGGUCUCUUGUACGUGGGGAGCUAUGACAGGCCCUUUGCACAAAUGAAGAUAACAAAGGAUCUGAAACAGUAUGAUAAUAAAAUAAUUGAGUGCACGUUCGUCAAUAACACCUGGGUGUUCAUGCGGCAGAGGGUUGACAAGAGCUUCCCCAACUCAUAUGACACAGCCAUGGCUGUGUGCAACAGUAUCCAACAUCCUGUCACAAAGCAAAUUCUCUUUGAGUUUCUGGACCGGUGCGCUCAGAUGCAGGCCCGCAAGCAUCCAGCCGACUCUGAGCUCAUGCCACCCCCGCCACCAAAGAGAGCGAACCACAGCAUCCCACAGUAGCGCAGUGCCGGCGGGGCGCAAUUUAAGCAGUUUCAUAUUUUUUUAUUCCCAAAAUGUUCCGCAGCUCUGCUGGUCCACACCACAAGAGGAGAGACUUUUGGAGAACAUUUUGCUUUUUGGCCGCACUUUGGCUUCUGAUCUUGAAGAUGUUGACGAUCUAUUUAAAGACACUGUUGAGAGAGCUUGUUUCAACAUUGAGUGCUGAGGCACAUUCUUAUUUAAAAGAAUAAAAAUUAAAAUUAAUUGCAUUUUUUUUCUUUUUUGUAUGUUCUGUAUUUGUUACAGGCGCUCCUUCUCUCUGCAUUAUUUCUUCUGCAGCUACUUUUUUUACUGAACAGAACAGUAAAGUGUGCUAGAUUGCCUAGAUUUAGACCUGAAACACUGAAAACACUGUGGAAUUUCACCAGAUCUGGAACUCUUAGUACUGAUCAGUUAAAGCAUAGGCUCACGUCCUAUGAUUGUUUGUUAGGUGAGAGUGUUUUGUAUGUCAGUUUGCUUAUUUGAAAAUGUUGCCCCGACCCUUUUUUUCUCAGGUUUUCUUUCUUAAAAAUGCCAGGUGUAUUUAAGUUUACCUGGAUUUUUUGGCUCAUUGUUUUGGAAAAAAAAAGAAAAAAAUUAAAGCAAUAAAUCCAAACUAAAGAUUGCCAGCUAUGCCAAUACCUUCACAUACAAUACAUUAUAUACAAAGGAUUGAUACAAGUUAUUUCUAUUCAGUCAGAAAUUAAAUAUAGCCUCAUUUGAAAGGGAAAGAUUCAAACAACUGAUUGAAACCAAUUGUAUCUUGUGUUGGUAUUGAUACUAGGUCAUUUGAUAUACUUAACGAUUUGUCGCUAUUCUUGUUUUUGUCAUUUAGAAGGAUGUGUGAACAUUUCAGCAGUUGUCACUCGUAAUUAAUUAAACUGUCACGGCUAAAGUUAAUGCCAUUCUUUUAUUGCUCUCACACGUCUCAUCUAGUGUUUUUAAUAUUGAAACCUGGUGUGCAAAGAUCCACACGUCUGAGAAGAGCUGACAUUAUCACUGUCUCUAGAGGAGUGAGUCACACCUGACAUUCAUGUCCUCCUCUCUUCUAGAAUUGUUUCCUCAUAAGACAAAUGAGGGAAAAAGUCCCAGAAAUGUGACACUAUGAGGCUAUGUUGAGCUCAUCUGCAUGCUGAAGUGAUUAGACCUUGAUUGCAACCCUUAUUGCAGUUCUGAUGGAUUUAUGCUGCCUCAAAAUCCUCAUACAGUUAAUUGAGAGACAUUUGGAGAGAGGAGAAUGGAAGAUAGAAGACGAGCAUCAAGCAGUAUUUGGCUGAUAUAGAGUAAUGCAGAGAAUAGGCAUUCAUGAAAUCAAAAAACUUACCCUAUUAAUAAAUCUCUCUGGUCAUUAA
This is a messenger RNA of Megalobrama amblycephala (Wuchang bream), 3485 nucleotides long. RefSeq names its product RNA guanylyltransferase and 5'-phosphatase (gene rngtt). Gene Ontology annotation, biological process: 7-methylguanosine mRNA capping; protein dephosphorylation. The record is from RefSeq and is a predicted model, not a curated record. NCBI's taxonomy places the organism in Eukaryota, Metazoa, Chordata, Actinopteri, Cypriniformes, Xenocyprididae. Gene Ontology annotation, molecular function: mRNA 5'-triphosphate monophosphatase activity; mRNA guanylyltransferase activity; ATP binding. Bases 319 to 2115 code for a protein of 598 amino acids. The transcript has 16 exons.